CUUGGUCUUCUCCCUCGGCUUGGAGGCUGACUCCCUUGGGAUCUCGUGAUCCUUUCUGUCCCUCUCUCCUGCCUUCCUCAUAUUCCUCCUCCCUCAACCUCCUCUUCUUUGGGACUCGGUUGUCUUCUUUACUUUUUUGAUUCUUCUAUUUCCACUUGCGAUCCAUUCUUUCUAAUUCAUUCUUUCUUGCUUCUCGGUUCCAUUCGUUCACCAUGCUUCGAGCCCGACGAUACCGGGUUCUCCUGGUGUUCGCAACCAUCUUCGUGCUCGCCUUCAUACAUUUCGCCCGAUCCCGAGAACAAGCACCGUCCGCCUGGAGUGCGCCGCCACCGGUCGAUCGUCAUCCCGCGUCUUUCUCUCCAGACCUCCCCGCUGCAGACCAAGUUGACCUCAAGGACUCUGCUCCAAUAAUUGCCCCUCCUUCCCCCCCGGCCCCCGAGAGUUUCGAGCAGCAUUCCACCGAAGAAGCAACGGAUCCUUCUACCGAAACUUUAUCCGACGUCCGCCCAUCGGUUUCCGCCGAGGUUCCCAAAUCCUCGGACGAUGCGUCGCCCAAAGACAAUGGAAGUGAGGGCGAAUCUGGUCCGCUCCAGACCAACGUGGGUUCUCAGGGCCAAGGGAAAUCGGGAGUCGAGACUCCCGAAGCACCUUGGCCACAUCCUCACUGGAAGAAAGUACCAGAACAAUAUCCUAUUGCUUCUGAAGACUUUAUCCGAUUGCCAGUCGGCCAGUCCAAGACGCUCCCAAAGUUGCAGGCGGAUUUUAAAGACGAAUCGUCCGCCGACAAGAUGAAGCGUUUACAAAGACUGUCAACCAUCAAGUCCGAGUUUGAACAUGCAUGGACUGGUUACAAGACCUCCGCCAUGGGCCACGAUGAAGUCAUGCCUCUGCGGGGUGGAUAUCGCGAUCCUUUCAAUGGCUGGGGAGCCACGCUUGUGGACGGUUUGGAUACCCUUUGGCUCAUGGGCCUGAAGGAGGAGUUCUCCAUUGCGGUUGAUUAUAUCAAGACGAUUGACUUCACAACCUCCAAGAAGAAAGACAUUCCGGUUUUCGAGACAACCAUCCGUUACCUAGGAGGCUUGCUCGGUGCUUACGAUAUCUCGGGACAUAAGCACGGUGUUCUUUUGGAGAAAGCUGUGGAGCUCGCAGAGGUUCUGAUGGGCGCUUUCGACACGCCGAACCGGAUGCCAACGCUGUUUUACAAAUGGGCCCCGGUUUAUGCGGCGCAAUCGCAUCGUGGGGAUAAGAAGGCCGUACUUGCGGAGCUCGGCUCUCUUUCCGUGGAAUUCACCCGCCUGGCACAGUUGACAAAGGAAAAUAAAUACUACGAUGCCAUUGCACGCAUUACGAACGAGCUUGACAAAUUUCAGGACAACACUCAGUUCCCCGGCUUGUGGCCAAUGAGAAUUGACGCAUCUGGGUGCAAGAAAACUCCGACUCACCUUGAUCAUGAGGCUCCUCGUGGCAAUAAGCUAGGAGAGUCCCCGACAAGUGUUCUUCCGUCCAAAGCCCACCCAACUAAGCCUGCACCAACUGACGCUCAGAGCUACGCGGAGUUCCUGGAGCCCCGCGAUACUAGAUCGCUGCACGAUGAUGCCCAACCAGCUGAAUACGGCGGUGUCUCUGCUCAAGGAUAUCCUAACUCAGAGAGUGAAUACCGCGCUUCCUUCGAGCAGCAGGCAUCUGACAUCCAGUGCCAUGACGGUUUGGCCGCUCCCGCCUCGGAAAGCGAGAAAUACGGAUUGGGCGCUUUGGCGGACUCGACAUAUGAGUAUCUGCCCAAAGAAUAUAUGCUCCUAGGUGGCCUGAACGAGCAGUAUCGCACCAUGUAUGAAAAGGUCAUCAAGGCAACGCGAGAGCGUCUUGUCUUCCAACCCAUGAUCAAGGGCGGCCGCGAUGUCCGAUUCUUGGGCACCGUCACCGUGCCAAAGCCUCCUGGCCGUACGAAGGUUACAUACGAUGGGGACCACCUGUCCUGCUUCGUGGGUGGCAUGGUUGGUAUUGGGGCCAAAUUGUUUGGUAUUGAAGGCGAUCUAGACUUGGCCUACAAGCUGACUGACGCCUGCGUGUGGGCAUAUGAAUCCACGAAGACCGGCAUCAUGCCGGAGCAAUUUUCCUUGGUUCCUUGCAAGAAGGGAGAGAAGUGCGAAUGGGACGAGGCGAUCUACUACAAGGCUUUAGAUCCCAACCUGGAGGAGCGCCUGGCUCGAGCAGCUGCGCGCAAGGAGGAUAAAGACAAGAAAAAGUCGACCGAGGAGCCUGAGCCCGAGUCUCCCAACUCGAUUAAGAAGUCUCACGCCAAACGGGAGCGCGGCAAUUGGCAUGUCGUUGCAACACCUAACGAAGAUCUCCCGAGAAAGGAGGAAGUGGCGCCCGAAAACGUCGAGGAGGCCGAAGAAGAAAAGGUCCCCUCCCACGAGGAGUUUGCUGCCGCACGGAUUCGGAACGAGCGGCUGCCACCCGGCGUCACGCGCCUCGUCAAUCGCAAGUAUAUCUUGCGACCCGAGGCAAUCGAGUCGGUUUUCAUCAUGUUCCGCCUCACCGGCGACAAUUACUGGCGGGAGAAGGGCUGGGAGAUGUUCGAGGCUGUCUCCAAGUACACGCGGACGGAGCUGGCCAAUUCGGUCAUCGAGGACGUGACUGUAGAGAAUCCCAAGAUGGUGGAUGAGAUGCAGUCCUUCUGGCUGGCGGAGACGCUGAAAUACUUCUACCUCCUGUUCAGCGACCCGAGCGUCGUGAGUCUCGACGACUAUGUGCUGAACACCGAAGCGCACCCGCUGAAGCGCCCGCAGUACUAA
Aspergillus sclerotioniger CBS 115572 is the source of this 2798-nucleotide messenger RNA. RefSeq names its product class I alpha-mannosidase 1A. The transcript has 3 exons. Gene Ontology annotation, cellular component: Golgi membrane; endoplasmic reticulum. The coding region runs from base 213 to 2798 and encodes 861 amino acids. The record is from RefSeq and is a predicted model, not a curated record. Lineage: Eukaryota; Fungi; Ascomycota; Eurotiomycetes; Eurotiales; Aspergillaceae. Gene Ontology annotation, biological process: N-glycan processing; carbohydrate metabolic process. Gene Ontology annotation, molecular function: mannosyl-oligosaccharide 1,2-alpha-mannosidase activity; calcium ion binding.